UCAUUGUAGGAGUACAUGUCGUUAUUAAUCUGCGCUGCACACGCUAACGAACCACACUCCACCGCUAGGUAUGCAUGCUUGGUCGAUCAAUGGGCCCAACCCAACAUCCAACCGUCUCCCAAAUGCUUUAAUAUACCCAGCAACCUAAUCCAACAUCCAGCGACAAACAUUUAUGCAUUGGCUCACACCAAUCGAAUUUAUCCCUGUGGACGCAAUACUUGCCACAAUCAUAGUGUACAGUUUACUUACUACAAAUGGUAUCACAUAUUUAAGCUCGUGCUGGUCGCCAUGGUGGCCGCUAUGCUCCUCGUAGCCUGCGAUGCGGCGAUAUCCUGCGGUCAGGUGACCUCUGCCUUGAGCCCCUGCAUCUCCUAUGCACGCGGCAAUGGCGCCAACCCGCCUGCGGCCUGCUGCAGCGGCGUCAGGAGUCUGGCCGGUGCAGCCCGGAGCACCGCUGACAAGCAAGCAGCGUGCAAGUGCAUCAAGAACGCUGCUGGUGGGCUCAACGCUGGCAAGGCCGCCGGCGUCCCUUCAAAGUGCGGCGUCAGCGUCCCCUACGCCAUCAGCUCAUCUGUGGACUGUUCUAAGAUUCGUUGAUCGACCACUUCUUCUCAUCAUCGCUGCAUAUAGCUCCAGCGAUCUACGCUGAGUACGUUGAGGUCAUACACAUACAUAUACAUAUAUAUGAAUAAGUGCUCUCAUAUUAUCUCACUGCGUGACAGCGAGAGGAGUACCUACGUCCGGCCAGCUCUGCAUGGCAGGCCACACUGUUGUAUUGAUGUUUGGUUGUUCCUUCACCCUUUUGAGAGGACUCAUGAGUUUGUUCUUCUUUGUACCGUGUGCACUUUUGAUAUAUGGAUCUUACACUAGUAGAAAAA
This is a messenger RNA of Triticum dicoccoides, 878 nucleotides long. Its product is annotated as non-specific lipid-transfer protein 4.1-like. Gene Ontology annotation, molecular function: lipid binding. The coding region runs from base 16 to 597 and encodes 193 amino acids. The record is from RefSeq and is a predicted model, not a curated record. Lineage: Eukaryota; Viridiplantae; Streptophyta; Magnoliopsida; Poales; Poaceae. Gene Ontology annotation, biological process: lipid transport. The transcript has a single exon.